GCUCGAACCAGGGCACGUAAACAGACGCCAAUGUGUCAGUCGGUUUUGGCAGGUAGAAAAAUGCAUGCGGCAGCAAUCUUCGCAAAGAGAACGGGCAGCCGGUGUUCGAGAUCGCCAUGUUUGUAUUAGCCAACAUAAAACUCAAUACACGUGUGCGUUGGUCGCCAGACUAAAGUGUGAAUAAAAUAGGAAAUUCUUCAAAUUUUCACCCAAAUACAGUUUCUAACGCUGAGCGCUAAGUGCCGCAUUGCAAAAGCAGCCCCCCAUCCCCUCAGUUCAGAAUGAUUGCCGGUCGUCCACUGUUGCUACUGUCGCUGCCAAGUCUCGCUAUAAUUGUGGGGCUGGUUUGGUACCGCCGCAAGUUUAAGCCGGACGCAGGCGAUCGGGGCGGAGAAAAAAGCAAAGAAUGUGAAAGUACGAUCUUGUCGCGCGGUGUCAGCAGCACGCUGGCAGAGCAUGAGCCGGACAUGCGACAGAGCUCGUCGCUGCCGAUACAGCAACAGGCGGGCGGCGGUGGUAAUGGUGCGGAAAACUGGGAUAACUGUUCGGGCUCGGGUCAUUCGUCGGCCGGGUCGUCGCGCUCGGCCCCGAUAGACAUCGUGCCGAACAAGAGCCCGUCCAAGGACGACCUGUUGGGCCGGUCGCACCUGCUCGAGCACGACAACGAGGAGCUGAGCUUCAGCCCGUCGAUCGAUUUGCCCGGCUCGGUCGUGUCGCGCUACCCGCAGAAUCUGCGCAAGUUCAACCAAAUGAUGGAACCGACCAAGGAGCCGGUCGUGAUCCGGCCGACCAAGGCGGCAUCGCUGCAGAGCGGCCACUUCCGGGUGCCGGACGAGAACGGGAACGCUAACAGCGCCAAGCCGGUCUCGCCCCGCUCGCCCAAGAAACAAUCACCCCAGCCAAAGCCAUACGCCGCUGCUACGGAGAGCGAUCGGUUGAACGGAAACUGCGUGCCGGAGCCAGACGCCGCAACGAUCGAGGACGUAUUUGAUCCCAAACCGGAAUCGUUCGAUGAGCGGAACGAACAGACGGGCAGCCCGCCGCUCAGCAUCUGCAGCGUGCGCUCCGAGGAUUCGGGCAAGGGUUCGAGCCCGCCCCACUCGGUCGGCCCGUCCGUCACGACGUACGAGUUCCUGGUGCCCGCGUUCCUGGUGGCCGGUAUGCUCGGCAAGCAGGGCACGUUCGUGAAGCAGAUCAAGCAGAAAACCGGCGCUAACGUCAUCAUCAAGCGCAACCCGGACACACACAACAGCAAGAUCUGCACGCUCGAAGGCUCGCAGCAGGAAAUUCAGGACGCGCUAGCGGUGAUUCGCAAGAAGUUCCCGCAGAAACGGUUUCCCGGCCUGACCCUGCAGCGGAUUGAGAUUAGCCGCGUCGAAACGGUCAUACCGCUGUCGCUGAUGAAUGACACGUGUUCGAGCCUGCCGCUGGUGGAGGGAAUCAACAAUGACGUCGCCGUUAGCUGCAUCAUCAAUGUGGGCCACCUGUUCGUGCACCAGCCGCUGCACCCCACCCACCUGACCCUGAACAGCAUGCAGAACUCACUGAAUCAAAGCUACACCCAGAGCGAGGCCCCCGCCCUGCCCGAGAUCGUGCCGAAUGCGGUCUGCGUUGCGUUUGUCGCGGGCAGCUGGUACCGGGCGCAGGUCGUGCAGAACGUCACGGAAAGCAAUUUGGUUUUAGUGAAAUACCUGGACUACGGCGGCUACUCGAUGCUGCCCCCACAGAACCUUCGUCAAAUCAGAACAGAUUUCAUCUCCGUACCGUUCCAAUCGAUAGAGUGUGUGCUAUCCAACAUUCAGCCGAUUGAUGAAAGCCAAAACACCUGGUCGGAGGAAGCCACCGAGCUGUUCCGUAGGUUAACAAGCAAUGCUAUCAUGCAAGCACAAGUAGCGGGAUAUACUGCCGAGGGUAUUCCGGAAAUUUAUCUAUUCUCUUCAAUAGCAAAAGAUGUAAGUAUUGGGCCGCCGUAUGGUCUAUCCACUCGAAGCGGUUGGUGUUGUUUUCGUUCUCCUUUUUUCUUUGCACCACAAAACAAACCAAUCAUCUGGAUGGUUUUAAAUUCAUUCGCGCUCCAUGCAAAUGUACUGCUAAUGAUGUGUAAAUUGUGAAAGCGUCCAUUUUUUCUUCUUUUUUAACCUUUAAAUUGAAGCAAUCUCCCUUCUACUGUAGCUUAUCAAAAUUUAGUUCAGCAGUAGAUGUUUAUAGCUGCGGUUAGAUUGGCGCCCUUAUCUUGCCGACCACUUCUUCGGCUUUGAACGGGAGGUGGGAACCGGUGGGUUUUUGUGUCGUUGUCGUCGUCGUUGUUGCGGAAACUAAGCGAUAACGCGUUUGAUAAUGAACUAUUUUGUGUUUUGUUUUUUUUCCUCUCCAAGUGCGGCUGUGUUUGUGGCGCACUGAUGCAGCAGAUUCGAAUGUUUUUAAAUGAUUGUUUGGUGUGUGUGUGUGUGUGUGUGCGUGUUAAAAAACACAAUUUUAUCGUUGGGUUUCAUUGACUGUUGUUUUUUUUUUAUUAUUUUGUUGUAUUUAUUAUGUAUUUCUUUCUCUAUCUCACUGCAACUAGCGCAAGCUUUAACCAUUGUAACGAUUUUUCUCCCCUUUCCUUUUUCCUUUUUUUCAGAACGUAGUUUUCAUUAAUCAAGAAAUGGUUGCACGCGGAUACGCCAGAUGGAUUGACUGAAUUGUAUGUACGCAAAGUAGGUGAACAAAUUAUUAACAAAUUUAAAAAUGCAUAUUAUAAGGAGAAAAGAAACAGUGAGAUUGAAGAUAGUGAGCUCGUGCUACGGAAAGCAUGAUAAAUGGAAAGCUAAAACGGGGGAGACUGAGCGAGGCGCAGUACUGCCAACGGUGUCAGCGGACGGGUGCAGCCCGGUUUGCUGGUGGUGAUAUUAAGGGCGCGGGAAAGGACGUGGAUAUGGAAACGCAUUCAUGCAACGGGCAAUGGCGGACAAUUGAGAGGCACCACCCCGUACCUCACAGCAUUUCGGACAACACUUAACAACUAAAACUACCGCCCGGCUAGGCUUCCGGUUCACUCUCACCCUUCUCUCCCGCACACGCUCUACUACAUUAGUAUCCAGUUUUGGGUAUGCUGCACCGGAACCAAACAUAACAGCUCUCGUGCGCGUGUACUCAUUCAACCACGGUUCUCCUUUUGUUUCGCGUCCCACACCUGCCACCAACAACGACGCUCCCCGCGUGUUCUGUUGACCAUCAUCAUCGUCAUCACUGUGUCAUGGCACCCGAGAAGAAGCUCCCUAUCAUUCAUGUUCAUUACUACAUCCUUCCUCGUUACUGUUACAAUGAUUAAAACGAAGAAAACUUGUGAAUACUACGUUUAAAAGAAAACCAUAAGAAUGCGAAAUCCCGUCGUUCAAGUUUUUUUUGUCUUCACUUAUAAUUGCAGCUAAGGCAAUUUAUUAUUUUAGUUAUUUUUAAUAAGGGUAUUUAUGAAAUAAAUUCAACAAAAUUAAAUUGAUCUUA
Messenger RNA from Anopheles gambiae (African malaria mosquito), 3483 nucleotides. It is a transcript of the gene spoon, whose product is annotated as A-kinase anchor protein 1, mitochondrial. The transcript is spliced from 4 exons. The record is from RefSeq and is a predicted model, not a curated record. Bases 282 to 2111 code for a protein of 609 amino acids. NCBI's taxonomy places the organism in Eukaryota, Metazoa, Arthropoda, Insecta, Diptera, Culicidae. Gene Ontology annotation, molecular function: RNA binding.